CCGGAGCCGGGGGACUGGGGCCAGCCUGAGGCGGGGUGGGGAGAAGGCCGCGCCGCUCCGGAGCGGAGAGGCGGCUGCAGGGCUUACUUUGGGACUCAGCGAUAAGUGAGGAUGACAGGGCCCCUGCCCCUUGUCCUGCCUGGAUGUCUGCAGGAUUGGCCAGAGGAGGAGUCUCACAGACACCCAAAGCCCCCAGGGAAGAGAGGAAAAGCUACAGCCCCGUGAAGCGUCGGCGGAAGGCACGAAGGCUGAGCGUGGCCUACGAGGCCUCAGAAGGUGAGGGAGGCGAGGGGGCUGAGCGUCUCCAGGCACCAUCCUGGCAGCCUCAGGACUGGCGGCAGCAGCUGGACAACAUCCGGACCAUGAGGAGCGCGAAGGACGCGCCCGUGGACCAGCUGGGGGCUGAGCACUGCUUUGACCCCAGCGCAUCCCCUAAGGUGCGGAGGUACCAGGUGCUGCUGUCCCUGAUGCUCUCCAGCCAGACCAAGGACCAGGUGACAGCAGGUGCCAUGCAGCGGCUACGGGCCCGGGGCCUGACGGUGGACAGCAUCCUGCAGACGGACGACAGCACUCUGGGCGCGCUCAUCUAUCCCGUGGGCUUCUGGAGGGGCUCACGCCCUGCAAUCUUUCAGAGCAAGGUGAAGUACAUCAAGCAGACCAGUGCAAUCCUGCAGCAGCGUUACGAUGGGGACAUCCCAGCCUCCGUGGCAGAGCUGGUGGCGCUGCCUGGCGUCGGGCCCAAGAUGGCACACUUGGCCAUGGCGGUGGCCUGGGGCACAGUGUCAGGCAUUGCAGUGGACACACAUGUGCACAGAAUCGCCAACCGACUCAGGUGGACCAAGAAGGCAACCAAGUCCCCAGAGGAAACCCGAAGGGCUCUGGAGGAGUGGCUGCCCAGGGAACUGUGGAGCGAAAUCAACGGCCUGCUGGUGGGCUUCGGCCAGCAGACUUGCCUGCCUGUCCACCCACGCUGCCAGGCCUGCCUCAACCGGGCCCUGUGCCCAGCUGCACAGGGACUCUGAGGGCCUGGGGCCUCUGCCCGGCGCCACUCUGGCCACUGUCUGUCUGUGCCUUUGCUGGGGAGCUGUAGCCUGUUUAUAAUAAAGCUUGGGGGUUGUUUGUA
This is a messenger RNA of Bubalus bubalis (water buffalo), 1123 nucleotides long. RefSeq names its product nth like DNA glycosylase 1 (gene NTHL1). The record is from RefSeq and is a predicted model, not a curated record. Lineage: Eukaryota; Metazoa; Chordata; Mammalia; Artiodactyla; Bovidae. Gene Ontology annotation, biological process: base-excision repair; base-excision repair, AP site formation; nucleotide-excision repair. The transcript is spliced from 7 exons. Gene Ontology annotation, cellular component: nucleus. Gene Ontology annotation, molecular function: DNA binding; 4 iron, 4 sulfur cluster binding; DNA-(apurinic or apyrimidinic site) endonuclease activity. Bases 144 to 1022 code for a protein of 292 amino acids.